GUGUAUGUGUGAAAUGUUUACCAAUGUAGAAAUGGCAUUACUUACAUUACAGAAUGCAGAGGUGUAAUAGCUAUAAAGAUAAAUCAGAACCUGGAAGUUGCCCAAGACUUUUAAAAAUGGCAUAAGCAUAUGUGUAUUUGUCUCUACACUGUGGGAUGGCUUGUAGAAUCACAUUGCUCUCUAUGGUUUAUCGUUUCUCUAUUUUGGACAGUAGAAUAUUGGCAUAGUAUAGCUUUUGGGGAAUGCAGUACUGGAUAUGACAAAAUGUAUAAUAAACCUUAUAGACGCUAAGCUGGCAGACAUCUUAGGACAAUGGAUAACUUAUAUUUUUUUUCCAGCAGAAUCAAGUAUGUUCCUAAUAGCCCUGGCAUUUUUUUAGCAUGUUCUUAAAAGCAUUGCUGAUGGGUAAUGCUGUGGAGUACCUCAAAACUAAACUAGUUUGACUGCUUGCAGGUGCAGACUUUUAAAGAGAUACCCAUAACAGGUCCAUGUAAGCGUGAAAACAUACUUAUAUUCAAUUUAUUGUGGGGGAAGUUAUGUGACAAAUACAAUAUACUGUUUCAGUAGGGAAAGAUCUCACCAUGGCACCAUCGGGAAGAAAGCAUGGAGGAAAAGCUGGUAAACCAGCACAGGAAGAUCAGACCAUACCUGCUUAUGAUUUUGAGGAGGAAAGAAAGGAACUGAGUGGAUCAGAGGAAGAUCUUAGAGAAGGUGACACACCAGUCAUGGACAAGCAUGGAAAGAAAAGACCUUUGGUGGCUACGCAUGUGGGUCCAGAUGAUGUGGGGGGUGAAGUUCAGAAUAUGUUGGAGAGAUUUGGAGCUGACAUCAACAAGGCUCUCUUAGCUAAGAGGAAACGAUUAGAAAUGUAUACAAAAGCCUCACUCAAAACCAGUAACCAGAAAAUUGAACAUGUUUGGAAAACGCAGCAGGAGCAAAGGCAGAAGCUCAAUCAUGAGUUCUCCCAGCAGUUCCUGACUUUAUUUCAGCAAUGGGAUGUAGAUGUGCAAAAAGCAGAAGAGCAGGAAGAAAAACUAGCAAAUAUGCUUCGCCAGCAACAAAAAGUUUUUCAACAGGCACGAAUAGUUCAAAGUCAGAGACUGAAAACCAUUAAGCAACUCUACGAGCAAUUCCUAAAGGUAAAUCUUUUUCUUGGAAGGCAGCUGAUCCUUAUCAUACCACUUAAGAAAGCUGCAUUAAUUCAGUGUUUUGUUUGGUAUUUCUUUAACAAAGUAACUAACACACUAGACAGCAAGCAAAAAACUUGGUUUGAGUACAACCAAACAAAAAUUUUACUUUUUAGUUAAAAGCCUUCCUCACAAGAGAAAAUCUUCUGUGCCUUAAUCAUCUUCAGGACCCUUUUUUGGGCUCUAUCCUCUGUAUCCGUGUCGCUCUUGUACUGGGGAGUCUGAACUGGACCCAGCACUCCAGGUGUGGCCUCACCAGCUACAUGGCCCCCAGCAUACAGGGCAGAUUCAAGUCCAUCAGUUUCUGACAAACCUUAAUUUCUGUUCAAGUAAUUUCCUAGCUGAUUUUGAAAUUUCAGUUAGUUAUGAUAAGCUUGGUGUUUGGUUUGGUUUUUUUCCAAGUCUGGUAGUUGAGAAAAAUAAAUCUGAAAUCGAGAAACUCUUAGUUUAAAAUAGUCAGAAUAUACAGAAUCUAUUACAGAAGCAUUAAUAAAUAAUAGCAGUUCCAAAAUGUCAAAAAUGUCUUAAUCAAAGAGGAAAAACUGAACAGAAGGUCAAGUAUUACUUUGAUUUUUCUCCUCAAAGAAGAUCAAACAGUAGAAGUCAAGCCUUAAAAUAAGCUUAAUACAAAUAAAGGAAAAUGCUAACUAGACACAUGCACAGAGGUAGGUGUAAUUUUAUGUACAAAAAGGGAAGAUAACCAGGGAGUUUUAUUUGGCUUAUUUGGGGAGAAGUGUGCAAAGAAAUGUACUGGGGUUUAUACUCCUCACUUCAAGUCCUGCAAGGUUGUCAUAAUACUGAACCCCUGCCAUUCCUGACAGAUGUCUGUUCAAUCUCCUCUUGUACUACUCUUAAUUGAAAUGCAGAAUAAGUAGCUGAGACCUCACAGAGGCUGACAGGAGAGUUCUAUUUUUUUCUCAAGGUACAUAUUGUUUAAAUAGGAAUAUAGACUGGAGCAUGAAGUCCUGUAUGAUUCCUCUGCCAAGUUUGUGACAAACUCAUCAAUUAUCAGUGAUCACUGUAAAAAUUAAAUUGUAGUAUGAAUAAUGAUUGGGUUGUCUGCUUGUUUUAAAUUAACCCCUUGACACUGAGGAGUUCUGAAUUAAUGUUAUCCUUAACUUCAGAGCAUGGAAGAGCUGGAGAAGAGCAAUGAAAAUCUUCUGGCUGGUGCCCAAAAUGAACUUCGCAAGGAAAUGGCUAUGUUGCAGAA
This is a messenger RNA of Corvus hawaiiensis (hawaiian crow), 2397 nucleotides long. It is a transcript of the gene SYCP3, whose product is annotated as synaptonemal complex protein 3. NCBI's taxonomy places the organism in Eukaryota, Metazoa, Chordata, Aves, Passeriformes, Corvidae. Gene Ontology annotation, biological process: meiotic cell cycle; spermatid development. The coding region runs from base 582 to 1307 and encodes 241 amino acids. Gene Ontology annotation, cellular component: synaptonemal complex. The transcript is spliced from 6 exons. The record is from RefSeq and is a predicted model, not a curated record.